AUGGAUUCGGUCGUUUCAGUUUCGCCGAUUGCUGAACAAAUCCUGCUCGAUGAUGGAAGUCCAUUUCCGUUGGUGGUUACACCAAAAUCUGAUCGUAUAGUGAAUAUAUUCGAAGCUGUCACUUUCAUUGAAGAUCAUCGUGAAGAAUUACUUUCACGUUUGAUUUUAUCUGGAGCUAUUCUAUUUCGUGACUUUCCUAUUUGUGAUGCUCUGGCGUUUGAUACAUUUGCACGAGCAUUUAAAUGGGUUCCUUUACCAUAUAUCGGAGGUGCUGCGCCGCGUCGACAAGUAACUGAAAUUGUUUUUACUUCGAAUGAAAGUCCUCCAUCAGAACCUAUUCCAUUCCAUCAUGAAAUGGCACAAGUACCUAAAUUUCCUAAGCAUUUGAUGUUCUUCUGUGAAAUACCAUCGAAAUCCGGCGGUGAAACACCAAUUGCCUAUUCGCCUAUGGUGUACAAUCGAAUUAGUCAAGCAUUGCCUAGUUUCGUCCAGCAAUUAGAAGCAAAACAAGUGCGAUACACGCGAAUACUGCCCAAUGGAGAUGAUCCACAAUCGGCCAUCGGGCGCGGAUGGCAAUCAACUUAUCAAACACAAGAUCGUUUCCAUGCUGAACAAGUCUGUCGAGAGCAAGAAUGCGAAUGGCUCGACGAUGGCUGUUUGAAAACAGUGACGAAGAUUUUACCAGCUAUUCGAUUAGACGAAAGAACUGGAAAGAAAUCCUGGUUUAACUCUAUUGUUGCAGCUUAUACAGGGUGGUCAGACAAGAGGAACGACGGAAAACGAGCAGUGAUGUUCGCUGACGGUACUCUCAUGAACAAAAAUGAUAUUGAUCAAUGUGGCAAUAUACUCGAUGACUGCAGUGUGAGUUUUCGCUGGCAACAAGGCGACGUUUUACUGGUUGAUAAUCGUCAAGUUCUACAUGCUCGUAAAUCAUUCGAACCUCCGCGACGAAUUCUAGCCGCACUCUUUGAAUAG
Molecule: messenger RNA, 975 nt
Organism: Adineta ricciae
Lineage: Eukaryota; Metazoa; Rotifera; Eurotatoria; Adinetida; Adinetidae
Source: the annotation of a GenBank genome assembly